AUGUUGAAGACACAAGAACAAAAGCAGAAGUUUGUGUCUGCAUUUAGAGAAUUUUCAAUAAAUAAUGGUUGCAUCAAAGACUUCCCAAUCAAGAGUGAUCAGUUGCAUGUGCUUGGGUUUGUAGAUCACGUCAUACAACAUUUGAAGGAAAAUUUUGUGAAUGGCAAGGUAAGCAAAGCUAAAUGCUUAGUCCAAGAUGCUGUUGUGUUAGCUCAGAACAGAAGUUUAAUCCAUCACGUGGGUUCUUCCUCCUAUGCUAAGGACCCAUUCAUUCACAAGGACACAAGGUAA
Messenger RNA from Orbicella faveolata, 291 nucleotides. RefSeq lists its product as uncharacterized. NCBI's taxonomy places the organism in Eukaryota, Metazoa, Cnidaria, Anthozoa, Scleractinia, Merulinidae. The record is from RefSeq and is a predicted model, not a curated record.